AUGCCGUUACACUAUAUCAUCAGCCAAAAGAACCGUAAACAACUUAUGGUGAAAGGAUACAUCUAUAAUUUUGAACGUGCUAGUGCUGAGAAAAGUAUUUGGAAAUGUGUAGAGUAUUUUACUUGUAAGUGCAAAGGGCGAAUUCACACUCAAGAUGAUAAUAUCAUUCUUGAAAAAUCUCACGGGCAUCCUCCAAAUGCUGGCAAAAUUACAGCGAAAGAGAUUAUGAGUUCAAUUAAAGAGCGUGCGGUAACAACGCAAGAAUCGACACAUUCUUUAGCAGCAGUUGGUACAAUUGGUCUUCCUUGUGCUGUUUCGGGGCAUAUACCACCAGUGGAAAAUAUUAAAAAAAUUAUCAGAUAUGCUCGACACGGAGAAAUGCCAUUGCAUAAUCCUAGAUGUCUUGAAGAAUUAGUAAUCCCAGAACAGUUUUCAAAAACACUAAAAGAAGAGAAAUUUUUGCUGUAUGACAGUGGAGCGCAGACAGACAGAAUUCUAAUUUUUUCGACCCUCAGAAAUCUGGACUUCAUGGCUGAAUGUCCGAACUGGUUUGCUGAUGGAACUUUUAAAGCAACACCACCGCUUUUCAGUCAGAUUUAUACAAUCCAUGGUGUUAAAUAUGAUAAUGUGAUACCUUCAGUGUAUGUAUUAAUGCCAAACAAACGCGAAGAAGAAACAUACAAUAGAGUGUUUACGGUGAUAAAAUCUUUGAAACCGAAUCUGCAGCCCAAAACUGUAAUGACUGAUUUUGAAAAGGCUGCCAUAAAUGCCUUUACAGAUUCCUUUCAGAAUAUCAUUCAGAGAGGAUUUUUUCUUUUAAGCCUGUGUGUAUGUGUGUAUAGAAAGUUUCAGUCUGCAGGUUUGCAAUGUAAAUAUGAAAAUGAUCCGAGUCUCAUUUUGGAAAUCUCUCAGCUUGCAGCUUUGGGUACGUUCCUCCUUCAGUAG
Messenger RNA from Stegodyphus dumicola, 945 nucleotides. RefSeq lists its product as uncharacterized. Lineage: Eukaryota; Metazoa; Arthropoda; Arachnida; Araneae; Eresidae. The record is from RefSeq and is a predicted model, not a curated record.